Prunus armeniaca (apricot) is the source of this 849-nucleotide messenger RNA. Lineage: Eukaryota; Viridiplantae; Streptophyta; Magnoliopsida; Rosales; Rosaceae. The record is from the annotation of a GenBank genome assembly.
AUGUCUAAUUCCGAAGCGCCCAAUAACGAGCUUACUAACGGCGGCGGCGGAGGAGGGAUGGUGGAGCAGCAGGCGUCGCAGAGGCCGUCUAGUAACGGCGUCUUGGCCGUGAAGAAGCCGCCUUCGAAGGACCGCCACAGCAAGGUCGACGGGCGAGGCCGCCGCAUCCGCAUGCCCAUCAUAUGCGCCGCACGUGUGUUCCAGCUCACACGUGAGCUCGGCCACAAGUCCGACGGCCAGACCAUCGAGUGGCUCCUCCGCCAGGCCGAGCCCUCAAUCAUCGCUGCCACCGGAACCGGCACCACCCCCGCCUCCUUCUCCACCGUCUCCGUCUCCCUUCGCGGCGGUGCCCCCUCCUCCUCCGCUCCCUCUUCCACCACCACCUCCGACCACAAGCCUCACCUCCUUGGCGGCCCCACCCCCUUCAUACUGGGCAAGCGCGUCCGCGGGGCCCAUGACGACGACAACGGCAACCACAACCACAGCCACGACGCCAAGGACCCCUCCGACCACGCCAACGACGGAGCCGUCUCCGUCGUCGGCCACUCCAUGGCCUCCAUGCUUGGCCCCACCGCGGGGGGUCCUGGCGGCUUCUGGGCCCCGCACUUCGGGCAGGUCUGGAGCUUCGCUGCCACGCCGCCGCCGGAGAUGAUGGCCCAGUCGGCGGUUUCCCACCAGCAACACCAGCAGCAUCAGCAGCAGCAGCAUUCGUUGUUCUUACAGCAACAGCCGAUGGGCGAGGCCUCAGCGGCCAGAGUGGGAAAUUACCUUCCAGGACAUCUCAAUUUGUUGGCUUCUUUGUCGGGCGGGCACGGGAAUUCUGGUCGGAGAGAAGACGACCCGCGUUGA